ACACACAGUUAAAGUAUACUUUAAAAUGCCAUCCUGGAACUCAUUAAAAAUUGUAUGACUUUUAUAUCUGAAGCAACAUGGAGCCAGCAGGAGGAAUAUUGUUAAAAUUCAGUAGUACAGGGUGUUUAACUGAAGUUGGCUUGUGACACCUACCGAAUCCUAAAGACAAUAUUUACUCAAGGAAAAGGGAAUUAGCUCUGUGAGAUACUGCUACUGCAGUGUCAUCGUGGAAAUAAACUGAGGUGACCUCUAUUGAGUUACGGAUUGAAACUACAGGGGUGUUGUCAGAAUGACGUUUUAAUAUUUGGUUUUGAAUAAGAGUUACUUGUCUGGGGAAGAGCAUGAUCUAGGAUGGCACUCAACCGCUGUGUAAGAAAAGGGGAGGGUUCGUUACACAGAGAUGGAUGCCAUUGGAUCUGGCAGGAGCAAGGAAGUUGAGAGCGGAGGAGCAUUUCCUCUGACUGUGCUGCACCUGUAAACCUGUAGUUUUACCUGUUCAACCUGCCUCUGCCUCGCUCUGAGACACACCCCUCAACCUGCAUCUCUUUUGUCAGCUGAACUGCCUGACUUUACAGUAGGGCUAGCUCAUAUACAAGCGCUUGCUCCCAGAAAGUGAGGACACUGAGCUAGCUUUUAGUAGUAGCUGUAGUGUUAGUGAGGUCUGGAGAUUUUGGGAAGGCGAAAGUGAUUUGUGGUAUUCUGUUGUUUCUUUGGGUUGAAUCCAGCCUGAGAGGCUGUUCUCAGACUUUUGACUGACGGCUGACAAGAACCAUUGAAUGGGCUCAACAUGCCAUUAGAAGACACUUAUAACUUUGUCUUUAAAGUGGUCCUGAUUGGAGAAUCUGGGGUGGGCAAGAGCAACCUGCUGUCUCGCUUCACCAAGAAUGAGUUCAACCACGACAGCCGCACUACCAUCGGCGUGGAGUUCAGCACGCGCACGGUGCAGCUGGAUUCCGCCACAAUCAAGGCCCAGAUCUGGGACACCGCCGGGCUGGAGCGGUAUCGGGCCAUCACCUCAGCGUAUUACAGAGGUGCAGUGGGUGCACUGCUGGUCUACGACAUUGCCAAGCAGCUAACAUAUGAGAGCGUGGAGGGCUGGCUGAAGGAGCUCUACGACCAUGCGGACCCCAACAUUGUUGUCAUGUUAGUGGGCAACAAGAGCGACCUGACAUCACUGCGAUCUGUGCCUGUAACAGAGGCGAAGGAAUUUGCAGAGAAGAAGAGUUUGUUAUUCAUGGAGACCUCAGCUUUGGAAUCCACAAACGUUGAGGCUGCUUUCAAUAGCGUCCUUGCAGAGAUCCACAAGAGGGUGAGCGGCAAACAGGUAACGCGUGGGUCCUUCAGCGCUGGGGCCCUGUCCCCCCAGGCUCCCGUGCCUCGAGUAAACCAGGAGGAGAAAAGGGCCUGCUGCUGAAGCCUCUGAAGGACAAUUCAGAGGGUGGGCUUAGAGAAGGGGAUGCUGGGACACAGUACCCCCAUUUUUAUCGUGUCCAUUAAAGGGACCAGGCUGUGUAAUAUUUGUGCAAAAUGAGGGUGUGACACUUGCCAAGAAAUGUUCUGUUCUGAGAGAUAACAGAAUGGGGAAAUGUGUGGACUGCGAGGAUUGUUGAUUUUGAUUUUGAUUAGUUAAAAUGUAUAGUGACCCAACAGACAAAAAACUGUCCUUGUUGUUCAAUUGAAAAAUUGUACAUAUGUUUUUGUAAGUAGGAAACAGAAUUUUUCUUUUUUUUUUUUUUUGGAAAAUUUUUUUUAAAGCCAAAAUAUUUCAUUCAUAAAUAGAAAAAUAUUGCCAAAUAUUGGCUAACUGAUGAGAGAAAUCCAGAUCUUUGUAUUGUUUAUACUCAUAUGAUUCUUUGAAAUUUCCAUAUAUGAAGAGGGUUGUUAUAUGUAAUUAUAAAGAUAUAUCAAAUGCGAAAUCAAAGUAUGUUUUUUUACAUUGUAUUACUGUACAUCCCGCUACAUAAUUUCUAUUUUAACUUCUCAUUCACCAUGAAGUGUACAUGACAUUUACUUUAAGUGAUAUUUCACUGCUGUUGAUGAUAAUUAUGAUAAUUAUGAUUAUUUAUCAUUAUGUACAAGAAAAACAUUUGUUGAAAUUUCAUUUUCCUCCAAGGAGCUGACAUAUUCGAGCUAUGAAACCUCUCUGUGGUGUUCAACUAUUCGUACUGGAAAUUUGAUUAAAUAAAAUUGGUAGGUUGUAAAA
Molecule: messenger RNA, 2203 nt
Organism: Anguilla rostrata (American eel)
Lineage: Eukaryota; Metazoa; Chordata; Actinopteri; Anguilliformes; Anguillidae
Product: ras-related protein Rab-25-like
Exons: 5
Coding region: 788-1414 (208 amino acids)
Biological process (GO): exocytosis
Cellular component (GO): Golgi apparatus; recycling endosome
Molecular function (GO): GTPase activity; GTP binding
Source: RefSeq, a predicted model, not a curated record